This is a messenger RNA of Melopsittacus undulatus (budgerigar), 1350 nucleotides long. Its product is annotated as inositol 1,4,5-trisphosphate receptor-interacting protein-like 1. The coding region runs from base 1 to 1350 and encodes 449 amino acids. The transcript is spliced from 2 exons. Gene Ontology annotation, cellular component: membrane. NCBI's taxonomy places the organism in Eukaryota, Metazoa, Chordata, Aves, Psittaciformes, Psittaculidae. The record is from RefSeq and is a predicted model, not a curated record.
AUGGUCGGUGAUGAGCUGGAUGAAGCCACACGUGACCGCAUGCGGCGGCGUUCAGAGAUGCUUAGCAAGGAGAUGGCUCGGAUGCUGCAGGAGCUGGAGCAGGCCGAGGAGAUGAAGAGAAUAGAGCAAAAUGGUGUGACCUGGAGCGGCCUGCUCUCUGCUGCCUUGUGGAACUGGAAAUUCUGGGUGAUCGCCAUCUUGCUGCUCCUCCUGAUUGUGGGGCUCUGUUGCUGCUUUAGCAAAAUAAGCCCUGAGCGCAACGUGUGGUCACCGAACAAACUGUGGAACCGGAGCAAGUGGGUGCAUGCGGUGGUGGAAAGCCUCGUCACUGCUUUCCAAGAGUCCAAUUCCUUGUCAAAGCGUUUCUUGCCGGAGCUGGGACCAGCUAUGGGAGUGGGCAGCGCCUUUGAUUGCUGGAGUCCCCAGGAAGAUGACUCUUUCUACCGUAUGCUCGUGAUCCUGAAGCCCCCCCAUGGCCACACUUUCUGCCUGGAACCAGGCACCGUGGAAAACGAGUCCCGCAUCUGUGUGAAGCUGAAGUGCACAUGCACUGCUCAGCAGAUGGUGGGGCCCAUGCCGUGCUUCCUUUACAGCCCUGAGGAGCAGCUCACAGAGGAGCAGAAGCCCAGCCUCCUGCACACCCUCUGCACCGACUCCUAUCUAGAUGUGCAGAAAAUUGCUUGCUGGUUCCAGGAUUUGGUGAGGGAAAACAAGGCAAGCACGCCUCUCUUACCUUCAUGUGACUACUCUCUGGCUGUGCUGCCCUCCAGACGCUCCUGCAGAGUGGCAAUUCAACGUACCUGUGGGAGAACCACGCUCGUUGAGAUGAUCUUUGGCGUGCAGCUGGGCAACUCAGACAUCUUCAUGAGCAGUCAGGAAAGAGAGGGUAUCUUCAGCCCAAGCACAACGUGGACAUUGACUUGUGCCCAGGCAGAGGCAAAGUUCUUGUGGCUGAUGUUUGGUCGGACCCCAGAUGACAGCUUACACAGCCUCCUGCAUCUCUGCACCCGCAUGCUGGCAGGCAGAGGCUUUUUCACCUAUGCCUUGAAGACGGUGGUGAUGCACCUCCUGACCACCACACCCCUGUCAGGCUGGCAGAGGAAAGAAUUCCUGCAGCGGCUGGAUGACAUCAUGAGGUACCUGAACCGCUGCCUGGAGGAGAAACGCCUCGACCACUUCUUCUUUGGGAACCGGAAGAUUCCUGAGGAGAUCGUCUUGCCCCCAUUCUUGGAAACAGCCAAGCCAUUCAACCUCUUCCAGCAUCUGGCACAGGAUCCGGCUGCCCACGAGCGGGCAAUGCGUGAGUUCGAGGAGCUGCAACAUCGGCUUACAGCACAGCUCUUACUCUAG